Molecule: messenger RNA, 995 nt
Organism: Parasteatoda tepidariorum (common house spider)
Lineage: Eukaryota; Metazoa; Arthropoda; Arachnida; Araneae; Theridiidae
Source: RefSeq, a predicted model, not a curated record
AAAUAGCUGUAGUAGAAAAAAAAAAUCUGUCUUAUUGGGUGAUAGUGUUAUCUUUCAAUUUGGCGCAUGACAUUAAAACUAGUUCAAUUGAUCUUGAACUUUCAGUGAACUUCAGAAGGAAGUUGUUAUUUUCGUUGAUAAGACGCUACGAGCAUGGCGUCCCCUGUGCGCCAAAUUGGUUACAACAGUCCUCUGGAAGCUUUCAAGUCGGCAGAAAGAGAAAAACUGGCUUAUGUUACAUGUGUAUCUGCUAAAUGGCAAACAACGAAUAUUCCUGAUUUCAUAGCUACAGUGGAUUUGGAUCCCGAAUCAAGUACCUUUUCAAAAGUAAGACUAUCAAUCACUUUCGUAGUUGAUACCCAAGAAUUUCAUGAGAAGGGAAAAGCCGGUGGUCCUCAUACAGUGCAUUGUUUGCCAAGUGGUGAUGUCAUGAUAAGCUGCUUAGGUGAUGAAACUGGAGAAGCUAAAGGCACUUUUGUACUAUUAGAGCAAGGCACAUUCAAAGUGAAAGGCACAUGGCAAGACGAAAAUGAUAGUGUUGAAUUUAACUAUGAUUAUUGGUAUCAGCCUCGCCACAAUGUUAUGGUUAGCACAGAAUGGGCUGCACCCAAUGUUUUUAGAAAUGGAUUUUUUCUGGAAGACGUACAAAAAGGUCAUUAUGGUCACAGUAUUAACAUUUGGGAUUGGACUACCAGAAAGCGAAUCCAGCGAAUGGAUUUAGGAGCAGAAGGUCUAAUUCCACUCGAAGUUAGGUUCCUUCAUAAUCCUGAUUCAGCUAUUGGAUUUGUAGGUUGUGCUCUAUCGUCCACAGUUUUCAAGUUUCACAAGCACAGCGAUGGUUCUUGGAAAUCUCAAUUGGUCGCAAGAACUCCAAACAAAAAAGUAGCAAACUGGAUUCUUCCUGAAAUGCCGGGUAAAAUAUUUAGAUACAGAUUCAUUCCAGAACUGAAAACAGAAUAGUAAUUUAUAUGUGAUAUUAAACUUGAUUUUGUGCA